UCUGUGAGUGUGCAUUUAUCUUAUAUUUUUGUUACAUUUGUUUAUUUCACUGUUUUUUUAUAUAGGUUACCAAAAAACUUGCCGGUUCUGCUGCCAACACUGCUGGCUGGUGCACUAACGUGGGCAAUGAGCACGGCCAGGUUUUGGUGUCAGUGCUCACAGCUGCAGAGGGGCAUGGACUGUGGCCUAUGGCAGCAGGUCUCAUGAAGAGGUACAGGGAGGCAGGAGUGGCACCACCUGCUAUCAUGUACGUGGACAGAGACUGCUGCAGCCCACAUGCACAUGGACAGUCUCAGGUAAAAGCCAUGUUUGCAGAGUGGAAUGAGCUCCAAGUGCGCCUGGACAUUUGGCACUUCAUGAGGCGUUUUGCAGCAGGGGUCACAACGGAGGCUCAUCAGCUCUAUGGCACCUUCAUGGCUCGACUUUCCAAAUGCAUCUUUGAGCUGGACCCAGAUGAUGUGGCUGCUCUUCGGCUGGCCAAACAGGGGGAGCUACUGGCCAGAGGAGUUCGUCCAGUCUCAGAGAAGGCCCUGGAUAAGCUGAUCAGCCGGAAGGAGUUGGCGCUGCACUGCCGCAAGAGGACCAGAGGAGUGGAGGAGACCACCAGGAGGAUUAAGGCGCUCAUUGAUGAGAUGGACAGUGAGAAGGGGAGGGACACUCUGGGAGUACCACUGCUGGACCACGAGCGUAUCCAGCAGGUCUGGAUAGACCAGCAGAGACACAUCACCUGUAUUCAGGACCCAGAGCGCUUCCCUCUGUACAUGAAGACAGGCACACUGAAGAAGGGUGGUGUGGAGCUCUGCUGCUACCGGUGUGCUCGUGGCUCCACUUCGUUGGAGUCCUUCCACCUCCAUUUAAAUCGCUUCAUCCCAGGGACCAGUGCCAGUGACUCGCACUUCCAGGCCUAUCUCCUGGAAGGCCUGAUGCGCUGGAACGAUGACCGGAUGGAGGAGGCAGUAAGGGGAAAGUCUGAUCUGAGGACCUACAGCAGCUCUGAGAGGGAGGCAAUGGACCAGCUGAGCCGCAAGGUCCUGAAGAGGUCCUUGGACGAGCGCUACCGACCUCCUGGGGCAUACACAGGCAAGAAUUAUUAAUGUUAACUCAGAUAUGUUAACAAAAACAGAUGUAUUAUACAGGUUCAUCCUGAAAUACAUCUAUGGGAUUCUUAUUUCUUGCAACAAAACAUUAUCACUAAUAUGGAGAGUUUGAGUGUGUAUUUCAAUACUUUUUUUCAAAUACUUCAUUAUAGUAAGGUGUAUUGUACUUUGUAUGUGUGCUCUUUUGCAGGGGAGCUGAUAGGUAUGGAAUACCUGUACAGUCAGUCAGGUAAAUCCCUGACUGUCAUGGAUAACCAGGUGGAAGAGGAUCGACUGGUGGAGCAGAUGGAUGAUGAGGAGGUGCAGGAUGAAGGCUUUGUGGAGGAGGAACCUGAGGACAUCACAGUGCCCGUCCUCUAUGACCCCUCUGAGACUGUCCCAGUUCACAGCAGUAGCCCCCAGGCCUUCAACCCCUCUAACUCUGCAUCAGGACCACCCUCACCACAGCCAUCCACAUCCAGCCAAAGCCUGCCUCCACCACAGCAACCUCCUGGGCCUUCUCCUCAACGUCCUGCCGGGCCUCCUGUGCACCCUCCUCUUCAGCACCCUGCUGGGCCUCCUCUGAACCCUCCUACACAGCGCCCUGCCGAGCCUCUUCUGGACCAUCCUCUGCAGCACCCUGCCGGGCCUCCUCUACACCCUUCUGCCGAGCCGAGUGCAGCCUCUGACCCUACAACAUCAACUGGGUCCAGUGAUGCACUCCAGGCUCCCGUAAGUAGGCUACUCAUUGGUACUUUUUAUUUGCUUUUUUCCUUUGAGAUUUCACAUGCUGUUUUAUAUUUUAAUACUUCUUUUUUGCAGGCUGCAGUUCUUGGACCCGAUGGCAUCGCUGGGUGGGAUAAGGUCCAGAAUUUGGCCGAGUACCUGGUGUCCAUCCGUCAGGCACUCUACCUGGACGAGCAGCAGGUCACAGAGGUCAUCCGCCUGUGGAGUGCUCUUCCUGAUGGGGACAAGAGGAGGAUCCAGUAUCAGCCCAGACACCAGCCCAAGCUCGCCCACGGACGCUUCAAGGCCCCCAUGAACACAGGAGUGACACCGGGUGUGGACAGUGUGAAGAGGUGCCUGAUUGGUCAUCCAGGAGGGCCGGCUCAGUGGCCCAGCACUAGUCGCUUAGUUGAGGCCAUGUGCAUCAAGCUUUGUGCACUGCACAAGUCUCCAACUAAGAAGGAUGGAGUCCGCCUUCCUCGGUGGACAAAGGUGUUAAAUGACUACCACCACAUCCGAGACCUGGUGCUGAACUGCCACACCCUGAUGGAGGCCACCUCUCUUCAACUUUUUGUACUGAAUCAGAGGACUCUUACUCAGUGGUUUAAUCGAAGGGAGAACACCCAGGAGCUGAGUGUCCUUACCCAGGGUCUUGCUGCAGAAGACCGCAUUGCUGUGGCCACUUCACAGCUUCCUGCUCCGCGGGAAAGGCUGAAUGAGGCUCCCUCCACAUCAGGGCCCCGACAUGAGUUUGUCCUUCCUCCAAACAGAGCGGGACAGGCUCUUAAGCUGCGGCCGGGCAGACGACCUGCUAGUGCCACAGUUGUUCGGCCCAUCGCACCAGCAGCUCCUCCUCCUCCUCCUCUCCCAGCUCCUGCACCACUGCCCCCAUCCUUUAUAGUGAACCCUGUGCCGGUGGUCAUGGGAGCAAGUGCAGGUAGCCCCUCUGCAGCUCCUGUCCUGGCUCCAACUCCAGUGUUUCCUGCUGCACCAGUAGCUCCUGCCCCCACUGCCUCUGUGUCUGUGUCCCGCUUCACACAGAGGAACAGGCGACGCAGGGCAGAAGAGGAGGCCAGUGGAGCCCACAAAAGAAAGUAUGUGCGUAAUGUGGCAUUCAACAAGUGCACCAAGUGUGGGCAGCCCAAAACAAAAGAGUUUGGCCAUAGCCGCUUCGGGAGUGCCACUUUUUGCCCCACUUUCUCAGGUGGCAAAUCUUUAGAGGAGUGGCUGGCAGAACAGCGCCAGCAGAAGAAACCAGGAAACCCACCCCCCUAAUCUGGAGGUGGACACACACUUGUAAAUAUAACCAUAACUAUGUGUAAAUACUGUUGAUAUUGUUUAUUUGUAUAUAGUUUGCAUGGUGUUGUCUUUAUUUCAUUUAUAUUACUCAGUAUACUGUAUUAUAUUUCCACAUUGUUUAUUGUUGUUUAUUGGUGGAAGUGUGUGAUGUCUUUACUUUGUUUUUGUAAAUAAAUGCUGUUCAAAGAUUCCUAUUCAUCGCUUUGCUUUUAAUUGCCUGAAGACUGGAGUGUGCAGUGUUUACUUAACUGAGGUCAGGGGCACUGUAAAUCACAGCAGCUUGUCUUUGAACACCAGGCUCCUGGGGGUCAGAGGAAGGUCAGGGCAGGUGCAUGCUCCUCAUAUGAACUCUGACUCUGGUUCAUUCAGAGGCUAUUACAAAUACA
Molecule: messenger RNA, 3487 nt
Organism: Acanthochromis polyacanthus (spiny chromis)
Lineage: Eukaryota; Metazoa; Chordata; Actinopteri; Pomacentridae
Product: proline-rich protein 12-like
Exons: 3
Coding region: 1197-3077 (626 amino acids)
Source: RefSeq, a predicted model, not a curated record